CAUCAAAGAUAACUCUUAUUUCGGGGAUUUCCCCCAAAUCUUCGAUCCGAGAUUUUUAGGGUUUCUGUUCCCCCAAUCUUCUCCGCGAUUCUUUGGGAUUUCCCAUUCUCUUCCCCCUUCUUAUUUUCAGCAACUCUAUCUCGUUUCUUUUCCUUUCCCAUUCUCUUUUCUUCCCCAUUCGAGAGGUUCGUUCACUCCAAGCCUAAAAGAAGCGAAGCCAAAGUGUGUUUUGCUGCAAAUUAGGAUUAGCUUGGUGGUUUUGCGGACUCUUGUGCGAUGGGGUUGUGAUCUUAAGGAAUUUGUGAGUGGUGAUAGUUUAUUGACCGAUGUUAUGAGGAAAAAAAGGAAAGGAACUGAGGCUGAUGCAUCCGCGGAUUUGCCUGUUAUUUUGCCUUCGAAUCAUGGCUCUGCUUCGUCCAAUUUGAAAUCCCAUUACUCUCUGGAAGAUUGUUCUCGGUUGAAGAAGAGGUGUAAAGAAGAUGCUGACACUGAGCCAGCUGCUUCCUAUAAAAGUAGGCUUGCUGGAAUUGCUACUGCUCCGCCUUGUGGGACGUCAUCUUUGAUCACGCCGGGAAGAGGUCUCAAGAGAAAGAUAGGUUGCAUUGAUGUCGCUACCCAGAUGGGCAGGAAGAAAAAGAUUGAGGAUGAUUAUGUAUCUGGUGAAACGAUUGGGCAAGGCAAGUUUGGAUCUGUUUGGUUGUGUCGGUCCAGGGUUAGUGGAGCAGAAUAUGCAUGUAAGACUCUGAGGAAGGGGGAAGAGACGGUUCAUCGAGAGGUUGAGAUAAUGCAACACUUGUCUGGACAUUCUGGGGUUGUGACUCUGCAAGCAGUUUAUGAAGAAGCUGAAUGCUUUCAUCUUGUGAUGGAGUUGUGCUCUGGGGGACGACUCAUUGAUCGAAUGUUUAAGGAUGGUCCAUAUUCAGAACAGCGGGCUGCUAAUAUACUCAAAGAAGUGAUGUUAGUCAUCAAGUAUUGUCAUGACAUGGGAGUUGUGCACAGAGAUAUCAAACCCGAAAAUAUUCUGCUUACUGCUUCUGGAAAAAUAAAGCUUGCAGAUUUUGGCUUGGCUAUGAGAAUUUCAGAAGGUCAGAACUUGACUGGUUUGGCUGGAAGCCCUGCCUAUGUUGCCCCAGAAGUAUUGUUAGGCAGAUACUCUGAGAAGGUUGAUAUAUGGAGUGCUGGAGUGCUCCUUCAUGCGCUGUUGGUUGGCAGUCUUCCAUUUCAAGGAGAUUCAUUAGAAGCUGUUUUUGAGGCUAUUAAGACUGUCAAAUUAAAUUUCCAAACUGGGAUGUGGGAAUCAAUAUCUAAACCUGCACGAGACCUUAUUGGGAGAAUGUUGACAAGGGAUAUUUCAGCAAGGAUAUCAGCUGACGAAGCACUUAGGCAUCCAUGGAUAUUGUUCUACACAGCGCAUUCAUUGACCAUGUUGCCCAUCAAAACAAAAUUGAAGAACCAAAUUGGUGCAGCAUGCCAACAACUUGUUGCUGCACCUGAACAAAGGUUGGGAGGAAACAUGAUAGGUAAUUGCUCACUUAGCGAGGUUUCAUCCUCUGAAAGUUGCAAUUCAGAUGAUCAAGAUGAUUGUGUGUUGAUUGAUGCACUUGCCACUGCAAUUUCACAUGUGAGGAUAUCCGAACCAAAGAGGAGCAGGUUGUGUGGUCCCGCAGGUCCUAUAGUUCAGCAAGGUUCAUCUAACAUGAAGGCUAACAACCUCUGUAAAGCAUUUUGACCUACUUACAGGCUGACACCACCUAUACCACUAUCUUAACUGUCCUAGCUGGGAUUGUAGAAUUUACUUUCCCCAGCACAUGACACGGUGGGCAAAAGUGGAUUUUACAUGCUGACAUCACAUUUUAGGUUGGCCUGGGUGCCACUUUUUCUCGAAGUACCUUGUUAGUCUUGCUUUAUACAAAUUGAACAUGUUAUGAUUUGUCAUGAUGAACAACCAGCAUGUUCUUUGGAAGGUCUUGGCCCAUCGAAGAGGGAACCAUAUGUUUGGUAUACAACUUAAUUGAGUAUUUAUUGAAUAAUUACAUGAGAACUUAUACUAUAAAUUUGAUUAUAGAAUUUACUGAAACAAGUUUAAAAAAAACUUAUUUUAACAAUCUAUGGAUUUGUUUGGAAAUGCAAUUUUUUUCAAUUAAGUGUGUAUGUAAUAACCAUUUUUACAUGAGGACAUUUUUUAUAAAUUUGAUCAUAACUUAUUUUUAAAAUAAACUAUGAAGAAAUUAAUUUAAUAAAUCAUAUUGAAAAGUUUUUUGAAAUAUAAGCUGAACGGAUUUUAUAUAGGAGAUAAGUUCUUUAUAGAUUCUUUCCUAAACGUCUUUUGUAUAAAAAAUAAUAUGAUUUUUUUUAAUUUACAAGAUGAUAGUCAUUUUUAUAAGUUCCAAGUAUCUUGUUAAUAGUUAACAAGGGCAAUUAGUACAUAGGUUGUGAGGAGUUUUAUGCGGCUAUUAAUGUGAAUGUUAAAGCAGAUUUAAUUAUGUUAUCAUUUAAUUAUGACAAAUGUAUGAAUGAUUAAUUUUAAUAAACUUGUUAAUAUAAUGAAUAUGUUGAUUUGACAUG
Messenger RNA from Abrus precatorius (Indian licorice), 2565 nucleotides. Its product is annotated as serine/threonine-protein kinase PEPKR2. Gene Ontology annotation, molecular function: calmodulin binding; ATP binding; calcium/calmodulin-dependent protein kinase activity. Lineage: Eukaryota; Viridiplantae; Streptophyta; Magnoliopsida; Fabales; Fabaceae. The transcript is spliced from 5 exons. The record is from RefSeq and is a predicted model, not a curated record. Gene Ontology annotation, biological process: peptidyl-serine phosphorylation; protein autophosphorylation; intracellular signal transduction. Gene Ontology annotation, cellular component: nucleus; cytoplasm. Bases 332 to 1729 code for a protein of 465 amino acids.